Mauremys mutica (yellowpond turtle) is the source of this 5091-nucleotide messenger RNA. It is a transcript of the gene NOC2L, whose product is annotated as NOC2 like nucleolar associated transcriptional repressor. Gene Ontology annotation, biological process: negative regulation of transcription by RNA polymerase II; ribosomal large subunit biogenesis. Gene Ontology annotation, cellular component: Noc1p-Noc2p complex; Noc2p-Noc3p complex; nucleoplasm. Bases 136 to 2454 code for a protein of 772 amino acids. NCBI's taxonomy places the organism in Eukaryota, Metazoa, Chordata, Testudines, Geoemydidae. The transcript has 19 exons. Gene Ontology annotation, molecular function: histone binding; transcription corepressor activity. The record is from RefSeq and is a predicted model, not a curated record.
CACCGCAGCUGUUUUCAUCCGCCCUACCGCGUGACUUAUUCUGCACGCUCACCUUCGUGAGCCAAGGAAUCAAUCCUCCCCCUUGGCCGCUGCAUUGUGGGAGAGGCCGGGCGCCGGGCCGCACGUUGCAGCGCCAUGGCGGCUGGAGGCAGGAGAAAACUGGCGGAGCUGAGUGUUGAUGAAUUUUUAACUUCCGGAUUUGAGUCAGAAGUUGAUGGUGACUCAGAGGAGGAGACAUCAGAGCUUGUGGAAGAGCCUGCUAACGGGAAACAAAGCCAGAAUGGACAGGCAGGAGGAAAGAAGAAGAAGCCACUCAAAGUUAAAACUGCAGAAAAGAAAGUGAAAAAAGGAAAGGCAACCGAGCACAAAGACCAACUCUCGCGGCUGAAGGAACGAGAUCCUGAAUUUUACAAGUUCUUGCAAGAAAACGACCGUUCCCUGCUGAACUUUGAUGACUCGGAUGGCUCUGAUGAGGAGGAGAAGGGUCUGCACACGCUGCCUGAAAUGCUGGAGGAAGCAAGUGAUGAGGAGGAGGAGGAGGAGGAAACGGUCAAGCGGAAGAAAGCUGAUUUUAUCACCGUGACCUUGAAGAUGGUGGAACACUGGAAACAGGCUGCAGAGAAGCACCUAACACCCAGACUGUUCCAUGAGAUCACUCAGGCCUUUAAAGCAUCUGUGGCAACUACCAAAGGAGAUGACGGUGGGGCCGAUCCCAGCAAAUUCAAAGUCACUGACAGUGCCGUGUUCAAUGCCCUGGUGUCCUUCUGCAUUCGGGAUCUCUUUGGCUGCCUGCAGAAACUGCUUCAGGUGAAGGUGCUGAAAGACAAAUCAAAGAUGGUGCUGCCCUCUGCCAGCCCACUCUGGGGCAAGAUGAAGCUGGACGUCAAGAUGUACCUGAGCUGCACCAUCCAGCUCCUGUCUUGUUUAACGGAAGCGUCUGUCGGCGCUGCUGUGCUUCACCACGUCAAUGCCAUAGUACCUUAUUUCUUGUCGUUCCCAAAGCAGUGUCGCAUGCUGCUCAAGCAAGCCAUCCGUCUGUGGAGCACGGGCGAAGAAACGGUGAGAGUGCUGGCCUUCCUGGUACUGAACAAGAUCUGCCGCCAUAAAAAGGAGCUGUACCUGAACCCCGUGCUCAAGCAAAUGUACAUCUCCUACGUGAAGAACUCCAGGUUCACCUCCCCCAACGUCCUCCCUUUGAUCAACUUCAUGCAGCGCACCCUGACGGAGAUGUACGCCCUGGACACGCAGGUGUCUUACCAGCACGCCUUCAUCUACAUUCGCCAGCUCGCCAUUCAUCUGCGCAGUGCCAUGACCCUGAAGAAGAAGGAGAACUACCAGUCUGUUUACAACUGGCAGUACAUCCACUGCCUGUACUUCUGGUGUCGGGUCCUGAGUACCAUCUACCCCAGCGAGAUCAUGGAGCCGUUAAUUUACCCUCUGACCCAGGUCAUCAUUGGCUGCAUUAAGUUGGUGCCCACGGCUCGUUUCUACCCCCUGAGGAUGCACUGCGUCAGGGCCCUCACGCUGCUCUCUGAGAACACCCGGACCUUCGUCCCGGUUCUUCCCUUCAUCCUGGAGAUUUUCCAGCAAGUGGAUUUCAAUAAGAAGCCAGGCCGCAUGAGCGCCAAGCCCAUUAACUUCGCGGUCGUCUUGAAGCUGUCCAAUGCUAACCUGCAGGAGAAGGCUUUCCGGGAUGGCCUCACUGAGCAGCUGUAUGACUUGAUACUCGAAUAUCUCCACGGCCAAGCCCACAGCAUCGGAUUCCCAGAGCUGACCCUGCCAAUUAUCAUUCAACUCAAAUCUUUCCUGAAGGAAUGCAAGAUCGCCAACUACUGCAAAGCGAUCCGGCAGCUCCUGGAGAAGUUGCAGGAAAAUUCUGCCUACGUCGCCAGUAGGCGUCAGAAAGCCACCUUCAGCGUGGCCAGCAGGGAGGCUGUGGAACAAUGGGAGAAGCAGGUCAAGGAAGAGGGGACACCUCUGACCAAGUAUUACGCUCAGUGGAAGAAGCUGCGGGAGAAAGAGAUCCAGCUGGAAAUCAGCGGCAAGGAAAGGCUCGACGACUUGAACCUCCCAGAAAUCAAACGGAAGCGGCUGGAGGACAGGAAGGAGGAUGACAAGAAAGAAUUCAAGGACCUCUUUGAGCUGGACAGUGAUUCCGACGGGGAGAGCGGUGGAUUCUCCGUGCAAGGAAAAUCAAAGGCCAAGAAAGCGCAGGGAUCUGCGGGGAGCCCGGCCAGUGCUUCGGACGUGAGCAGCGAGGAUGACGAGGAAGAGGAAGCCAGUGACUCGGACGGGGGAGCUGAGGAGGGGCCCUCCACCUCGGAGGGGACCCUGAAGCAGCUGGCCUCUGCCAGGCGGCUGUCCUCUGCCGACCUCAAGCUGCUGGCCCAAGGGGAGGAGGACAUCGUGGAGGACCUCGAUGACGAUUACUUCGACGACCUCGCCGGUGACUGAAGACGCCGCAAAUGCUCCGGGCUCGCUCCCUCUGCACCUAGGAGGGCGAGCUGGUGCCCUCGCUGACAAUCAAAGCUGGUCGUGAUGGGAACUAGGCUGAGGGGGAAGGUAGGAGCAGCAUGGGCUGGGCAGCCCUAGCAGGACAGAAUUUCUCACUGAUGCAGCAGAGACGCUGCCUGGACCUUUUCCACCGGAGUCACGUUAGUGGGAAUACAGUGAAAUGUGUGGUCACAUCAGGACCAGUGACACUGCUCUGCAAAGGUAAUAAAAAGCCCCCAUUAAACUCCAGUGCCUUAAAUAAUGCAGGGUUCAGCGCCAGCCUGCUGGAGCCCAAAGAAACCAGUCCCUGGAGGGACAGGCUCCUCUGCCCACGUGGUCACUCGCCCACGGGCCGGGCAUGCUGCCAAGCUGGUCACAGGGUGCUUGUCAUGUGUGUCUUUCUAGCUUCCCAGUCCCUGGAAACUUUUCCCACUGUCAUUAAAAGCAGCUCAGAGCCGUGUCCACACACACGAGCUGUGGGGGUGAACAGGGAUGGUCAUGCCGACUUGGCAGACGAAGGGCGUGCACCGGUCGCCGGGUCAGUUUGCCCGGGGGGAACGCGUCCGCCAAGGGAAGACUGCUUUGCCCCCGAGCUCCCUUGCUCGUCUGCAUCCAGAAGUGCUACUGUGUAGGCACCACCGAAAACGCGGCUCGUGUGCUGCUCACCUGGGUGACGAGAGGGUUUUUCAUAUUUUCCCUCCAGCACAAGGUCUCAGUGAGCAAACUGGGCUGGCUCUCACAUCAACCACCUUGCUAUUAACCAUUCCAGUUCCAGGCUCUCCAAUGCAUCCUUCAGCUCCCCCCGCGGUUAAUGACCUCGGGGGAUUCCUUCCAUGGGGCUCAGGCUCAGCGGGGGGCAGGACUUUAGCUCGCGGAGGAGAUGCCAGCUUGAAUCCCAGACCCCAUGUUUAGUUUGCAGGGCUGGCAAGUGGGCAGAUUUGAUAGCAAAAUGUGUUGCGAUGCUAAGUGUGACGCCAGGACGUGGCAUUUGGACCAUGUCACAUCUCUGAGGUUUGGAGGAGUGUGAUAUAUAUUGUUUUUUUAAACAUUUCCAAUAUUACCUUAGCAGGAGAGGGCUCCACGGCGGCAGGGGCAGGGCACCAGCUGCUUCCAUGGCGUUCAGGGGUGUUUGUGGGUGCACAGGGUUGAUGAAAAUGAGGCCCCUGCUGCUCUGUGCACCCUCAGGAGUGCUUGUCACGCAGCAGCCACCUAGUGCGAGGGGCCCAGUGAUGGUACGUUCCUAUUGUACAUCUCUGAGGUGCUCCAUGCAAACUCUUCCACAGCAAGGCUGUGACGCGCCUCAGGCAGGGCUAGAAACCAGCCCUUGUGGGUCCCUGUGCUCCAGCCAUUGCAUGGUGCUGCUGAUUGUGAGCAUCACCAGGAAGUCAGGUUGAGAAAUGGAAGGAACAGAUUCUAAGGUUGCUUCCCUGGGGCAGGGUUUAGGUUGGGAACAGCUGAUGAGAUUGAGUGAAUUUUGGUGAAAAACUAGUGGGAGAAAUGGACGUCAUUUUUCCCUCCACCUUCAUGCAAGCCCAGCAUAAAGGCUGGCGGGUUGGGGGUUUUCACAUGCUCGUUUUUCCAGCUGCAUAAAACAAAAAAAUGUGGGGAAAGGGGGACAGCCUCCCCUCUCCAGGUGCCAUUGGAUUGUACUGAGAGGAUAAAAACCCAGCCAAAACCUACCUUGUGCUGGUCUGUCAACAUUUAAAAAGACAGUCGUGCAUUACUUGACUUCUGGCUGGGAAAUGUCAACAGUCCCCCUGCCUUUUUUUUUUUUAAACUAAACCCUAUUUUUUGGCAAGAAACUUCUACUGUAAUACAUUGACUAGCUCCUACCCCCAUUCACCUGCUGCCUGGCCAGAACCAGAGCCUUGUUAUUGGGUGUGCUCCGUGCCGAAGUCUUUCUUGCAGCAGCUGGGGCUGGUGAAGCAACACGUGCCCUAGCUCCCAGGAACAGGGCCCUAGAGUGAAUGCAAGGUGAGAGAUCUGGUCUAGCAGCUGGGCACUGAGCAGACAUUCAGAGUGGGAAAGCAAGGACCCGUUGUGAUUUUUUUAUUUAAACUGAUUGCUGGAAAGCAUUUAUUGUGAGGGGAUGAAUAAUGACAAUUGUUUUUUACAAGAUAAAGAAGCUAAUGUACCACCAAGCUAUUUUUUAUAAGAAAAACGGUAGCACGUGCAACGUUUAAACAAAAAGAGAGAGAGCGCGCGAAGUACCAUGUGUGAUUGUUGUUCACGACUGUACAAGUCACAGGAGGUCACCCCCAGGAGUUACCAUCGUCUUCACAGUAGUGAAAACUCUCCCCUCCGGUUCGCCUGACCUCCCUACCUCCUAUGGGCAUGCACAGGUACCUGUCUCGUAGACCUUAGCAGGCCAGAAUGUGCAACUACAUCCACCUCUGUAACAAGGCUUUAAAAGAAAAUAACCCCUCCACAACCAAAAAACAAUAUCAAUGCGUUUGCUGUACACGGGGGGGGGGGGCGGUAGGAGGAGCCAGGGCCCCUUCCCCCUCCCCACCACACCCCUUCUGCUAUUGUUUGCUUUCUUCAAAAAAGUUACCCAAAAAUAAAAAGUCCUGGAGGGGCUGGGGCUGAGGAGAUGCU